Molecule: messenger RNA, 4108 nt
Organism: Rhincodon typus (whale shark)
Lineage: Eukaryota; Metazoa; Chordata; Chondrichthyes; Orectolobiformes; Rhincodontidae
Gene: stx6
Product: syntaxin 6
Exons: 8
Coding region: 177-941 (254 amino acids)
Biological process (GO): intracellular protein transport; Golgi vesicle transport
Cellular component (GO): membrane
Molecular function (GO): SNAP receptor activity
Source: RefSeq, a predicted model, not a curated record
CCCUGACCCGGCAGCAGAUCGUCAGGGAGUGGUAAGAUGGCGGCGGUGGAGCGGGGCUGAGAUAUAUACACACAGAGAGAGAGGAGUCGGUAAUGGUCAGCUCUGACAUGCUCUCACUCUGCUAAGAGGGAGCGACUGUCCGCUAGUCCAGCGCGGUCCGGACCCGGCCCAGCAACAUGUCCAUGGAGGACCCCUUCUUCGUGGUGAAAGGCGAAGUGCAGAAAGCGGUGAACACUUCUCAAGGAUUGUACCAGAGAUGGACAGAGUUACUGGCAGAUCCCUCUUCAGCCAGCAAGGAGGAGUGUGACUGGACAACAAAUGAGCUUCGGAAUAGUCUCCGUAGUAUCGAGUGGGACUUGGAGGACCUCGAUGAAACUAUUAGUAUUGUAGAGACAAAUCCUCGGAAGUUUAACCUUGAUCCUGUAGAACUGAGUAAGCGGAAAGCAUUCAUCAUCAAUACAAAGCAAAUCGUGAAGGAAAUGAAGGACCACAUGUCCAGUUCCUCGGUGCAGGCAUUAGUGGAGCAGAAGAACAGACAGACUUUGCUAAGCGCCAGAGGAAACCAGGGACUGAAUUCCACUUCCGAUAAAUACAGCCGACUGGACCAAGAGCUGCAGGCAGCAAAUUCGCAAUUUAUUGAGGAUCAGCAUAUGCAACAGCAGCUGAUCACAGAGCAGCAGGAUGAUCAGCUGGAGCUGGUAUCAGGCAGUAUCGGUGUUUUGAAGAACAUGUCACAGAAGAUUGGGAACGAGCUGGAUGAGCAAGCAGUCAUGCUUGAUGAGUUCUCUUAUGAGUUGGAUAGUACCCAGUCGCGGCUGGAUAAUGUAAUGAAGAAACUGGCCAAGGUGUCCCACAUGACCAGUGAUCGGCGUCAGUGGUGUGGAAUUGUCAUUCUACUUAUCGUCUUGAUCGUGGUGCUGAUAUUAUUGUUCACCAUCUAAACCUGAACUGUUUGCAUUGGAGAGGGAGAAUGGAAGAGCAGGCGCAAAAGGCUAAACAAGAGAACAGCUCUGUAUUUUGUGGUGCGUGCUUUCCACGGGUCAGCCUGGUUGUGAAGUGUUUCUCCAGCAAAUGUGUCGUCCUAAAUCUGACUAUCGAAUUUACCAAGUGCAGAAUUAUUGUUUUAUUCCAGUCAUUCAUUUACAAAAAUGCCGAAAUGAUAAAACAGGUCUCUUCCUCACCUCCCCCUCUAUCUCUCACACAACUCUGGGGGUAGGAGAUCCAUUGUGAGGUACUUCUCCAAAUUACUGUUUUACCUUUUUUUGAAAAACUAUGUAAUAUUUGUAUGUUUUGGAUCAACAUCUCUUAGUGCCUUAAGCAAAUGAAAUAGGCAGUUUGCCAUUUUAGCUCACUGGUAGCCUGUGAAGGCUGUGUGUUUGACCCCUGUGAUACAGCCCGUUCAUGUUUGACUAGAUGUAAUCAGCAGUGAGUGUUUGCCUGUUUCUGACUGCAUGGCUGAUAAAGCUAGCAACCAUUUCACACUUCUGCCCUUGACUGACCCAUUGUUCUCAUGAGGAUUUGGUGGAUUGGGUAAUGAGCUAGCACUGGGGGGGAAAACUGCACAAACCAACUCCAAUCCCUGACCACAACUGACAUGUAGGAAUCCACCACACUCUUAGCCCAAACUCCUGUACAUCUUGCAGGCCUGUCACAUUUGGAGGGCAACUUUGUUUGGCGACAUUAACACAAACUAAUCUUGGUCAAAUAUGCGUGCACGCCCAGCACCACACCCUUUUGAGGUAGUCAGUGGUCUGCUACUGAUGUCAUUAAUACAGAAGACCAGACUGAUGUUCUGAGGACAUCGGUUCAAAUCCCAUCACAGCAUCAUGUGUAAUGUAACUUCAGUUAAUAAAUCUGCAAUUGAAAACUAGUCUAAGUAGUAAUAACCAUGAGAACCAUUGUUGACUUUUCUAAAACAAAUCAGAGAACCAAAUGCCCUUUAGGGAAAGAAUAUAUCUGCCAUCGUUACUUGGUCUGGCCUACAUGUGACUCCAGACCACAGUAAUUUGGUUUAUUCUUAACAACUCUCUGAAAUGCCAGAGCACCAAAUGCUGGCCUUGCCAGUGACACUGACAUGAAUGAAGAGAUUAAAAACUACCCUUCCCCCAGUUAGAUAACAUCAUUGCAACAAUUAGCGCAACACAUUUUUGGAAAAACAUAGAUAUGAGGUGCAAGGGUCAAGUAACAUUGUUUGCAAGGGUGGGAGUGCACCUAGAAUAAUAACUUGGGCAGAGUUUUAGACUGCACAUGCCAACUGCUCACCAGUCUCCAUCAAUGUUUAUUAUCUUUGUUCUCCCAUUGCCCCCAAACUUCCUCUAGACUGCAAGUCCAAUUUGGUGUUUGCCUUUAAAAUCAGCUUCUCUCCAGGCCUUCAGAUUAAAAAUGGUAUUGCAGAACAUUUUUGAGUGAACCUUUACAAUGUGUACACAACUUCACACUACAGUUGGCAUACUUAAAAUGUCCUUGUGAUUAGAUUGUAGUGAAGUUUGUGCCUAUGUCGCCUGCGUUUUGUACCUGUAUUUUGCACUGACUGUAAUGAGACACUACUUUCUGCUAUCUUUUGUUCAUCUCUGUGGAGAAAUAACAGCUAAAUCAAUUAGACUGCCAGUGCACGCCACUCAAAAAACCCUUGCGUUCCUUAAUUGGGGCCAAUUUGUGCCUGUAGACCUUCCACUUGCCCAUUCUGUCACUUGCAGUUUGCAUUGAAAUUCCUCACUGCCAGCCUUGCUCCGACAACAUGAAUCCUGCAGGGUAUGAAUAUUCCCAGGUUCAGUCCCUGCUCAGUGCUUAUCUCUGUGUAGCAGUAGAGGGGGUGUGGUGCUUUGAGGUUAGCUUCUGCGCCCCUUGAUUUUGGAGGAAGGGACAGGAUGUAAACCAGAUCUCCAAUUCCUAGUCACCAGUAAGUGACCUACUGCACUGCGUCUGUGUGGACUUUGGAUGCGAGCAGAACAAGGCUUGAAUUGAAACACUGCUCAUAUGAAUGCUUUCUGACACUGGGUGAAUAGACAUGGGUUAGGUGUCUGGAACUGUACUUAGUAUCUCCAGGCAAGAAUGGUGGUGAUGGAAGGUUUUUGGGGAGAGCUGGGAUCAUAUUGGAACAUGAAUUUGUUAGUGAUAAUUAGCUUCAAAGCAAUUAAGGGAUGAUCUAAUUGAGGCGCUUGAAAUGAUUAAAGUCAUCGGAAGGAUGGUUCAAGAAAACCUUGCUCAGCCAACAUUUAAAAUUGAAACUGGUUCAUUGGACAAAUCUACUUUUUUAAAAUAGUAUCUUUGUUUUUGUAAUGCAAUGUUAGCUGACGUAUUUGGGUGUAAUUUAAAAUAAAACUGUUGUCAGGGCUGUUACAAUCACUGUAAAAGUUAAAUUAUCCAGCAGUAUUUUAAUGUGGUCCAAAACCCAUGUUGAAUGUGAUGUUCCCAUCGUUCAGACAGACCUGUUAGAGGGCCCUUGAGAAGAAGCUGCCUGCUGAUAGCUUCACGCAACUAAGCAUUGAAGAGUGACACGUGCUGCCCUGGACUUGCCAGGGGAGCAGUAAAGGAACAGUGACCAAUUUCUUUCACCACUGCAGGCCACAUUGCAGAUGUACCUCCCGAGUUAUUUAGUAGGGUGGUGGAGGGUCAUGGCCUCCGACACUGUGUAGAUGCCGAGAGUGGCACUGUACGUAAGCAGUCUCUCCUGAGUCUGAAAAUCAUGGGUUUGUAACUGUAAUUGUGCAUGUAAUUUAGAUUCACGUUCCCAGUGCUGUGCUGCACUGUCAGGCUGCUGUCUUCUGGCUGAGGUCCUCUCUGGUGUCUCCAGAGAACAUAAAACAUCUCACCAUCGUUUUGAAGAGCAGGGCUGACCUGGACAAUGUUUAUCCCUCAUCCAACGUCAGUUUUUUUUUUAAAAAGAAUGUUGUAGGCUUGUUAUCGCAUUGUUGGCUGUGGGAUCUUGCUGUGCACAAUUUGGCUGCCAUGUUUCCUUGAUUGCAAAAAUGACUACAUUUCAGAAGUACUUAAUUGGCUGUUAAAAUGCUUGGGGAUGUUCUCGAGGGGAAUUGCAAGUUAUCUUUGUGUCUUCUGAUUUCUCUUUUGCAAUCUGGUGUGUAAAUAAAUGAUGUAUAGUUAACCCCUC